Messenger RNA from Phaedon cochleariae (mustard beetle), 1890 nucleotides. NCBI's taxonomy places the organism in Eukaryota, Metazoa, Arthropoda, Insecta, Coleoptera, Chrysomelidae. The record is from the annotation of a GenBank genome assembly.
AUGCCUAUGCAAAUGAACAGGAGUCAUUCAAAGGCCUCCUAUCUAGCUCCACGAAGGGACAGAGAUCGCAUCGUUCCCGACUCAGAAACGGGAAGUUACAAGAGGACAAUGUCCCCCAAUGGACACGCUUUGCCACCAGAAUCCGUCAACGACUCUCAGAAGCUGAACAGCAGAGAAACUAUGUGGCCAGCGAACAGACCGUCUAGCAAACCUGCAAACAACAACAUCCUGAGGAGGACUUCCAUCAAAGACAAGCAGAAAAUGGAUUGCUGCGACGAUAAGGAGGACUUGAAGAAACCGAUGGUUCUUCCUGAUGUUCUUCCCGUCAACGUUAAGCUACUAGGGCCUAGAUCUCAACACUACAACAGGCCUAUGCAUCUGAGUCUUUCGCCUGACGUUAAUGACUCUGGCUUGAAUACAGUUGCGCUGAAGUCACCUCCUUCUUCUCCACCAAAGAGUCCAUCGAGAUGUUCGCCUUUUACUCCCUUGAGAACACCCAGCUUCUCCAACACGUCAACUACGUCUACAGCUACGACUAGUACUGUGGCCACUUCUACACCUACUUCGAGGUUCUCUCUUAGUUCUGUUAGCUCUUCAACCACCACUAGGACUUCCUCGGCAACGUUGCCCAGAACUAGUUCUAGUCCAAAUUCUGACUGGAAGCAAUUGAGUUAUACGCCCCCCGGAUCUCCUAAGAACACAUGCCAUCCUACCCCUAAAUCGCCUAGAAGGAUAUCCCCGUCAAUAAAGCCGUCGCUCUCUCCUAAUUCUACUAUGAAACUAUCGCCAAUCCGAAAUUCACCUAUGGCGAAUCUCACACUAAGUACACCUCUACAUAACAGCCCGAUUUCCUCACCCCAGAUUCCUACUCCGGACUCCUCACCACCUCUUUCGCCCAUCAAAUCGAAUGACUACCCACAGGUGAUAGAGGGGCUGCAACUCAUACAAAGGACUGAAGUUGUUUUGAGAGUUAACGCUUCCAUGGCUGAUGCUGCUUCUCAGACUGAAAAGGAAGAGCUUCCUCCAACUCCUUUGCCAAUCAGGAAAAAGUUACAAGAGGAGAUCGAGUGCGAGAAAUUAGCUGAGGACCUGAUGGAUCAUCUUCCGACUUCAGAUAGGUUGAAAGAGCUUUUGGUGCCUGGUCCUGAGCACAAAAAGUCUACAGACUAUGUUCAUGGGUUGUUCAGGGUGGAAGUAACCUCAAGGCCACGACCUUUGAAUUCUCCCUUCAGAAGUAAAAACAAUACUCCUAGUAGUACUCCGCCCCCUACGCUGGCUUCAGUGUCAACGAGUACUACUUGUUCCAUGUCUAUAUCGAAUAUAACCAGCAAAUUGAGCUUAUCUCCUUCAAGUACCAUGAUAGAACCAACAAGUCCACUAUCAGACCGGAAGCUAGAAGUGCUGCGCGGCGAGCAAGUGGUGGUGACUGACGAGUGCAAAAUAAACGAUGAGCUAGGCGAAAACGUCGAAUCGCACAUCGACAGGGUUGCCAGGCCGCAGGAAGUGGCCAAGUUCAGGCUGCACGUCGAAGAAGUCGGCAAAAUCACCAGUUUGCUCCUCAGCUUGUCCGGAAGACUCGCCAGGGCCGAGAACGCCCUGAUGGGCAUGGCGGAAGAUCACCCAGAAAGGAGAAUCCUAGAAGCCAAGCGGAACAAAUUGCUGGACCAAUUGGAAGAGGCGAAAAAGCUAAAGGAAAGCAUCGACCGCCGUAGUGUCAACGUUUCGAACUUCCUGUACAAAUAUCUGAACUCCGAAGAAUACGCCGACUAUGAUCACUUCAUAAACAUGAAGGCCAAACUCAUUAUGGACUCGAAAGAGAUCAGCGAAAAGAUAAAGUUAGGAGAAGAGCAGCUAUUGGCUCUCAAAGAGACUCUCAUUGUAUCAGACUGA